CUUGAGAACUCAGGGGAUCCGUUCGAGUUUACGAACCCUCAACAGCUUUCGUACUGGACCUGCGUCUACUUUCUCAUUGUGACAAUGUCCACGGUAGGAUAUGGCGACGUUUACUGCCAGACGGUCCUCGGCCGCACAUUCCUAGUAUUUUUUCUACUCGUCGGUUUGGCAAUUUUUGCUAGUAGCAUACCUGAGAUAAUAGAGCUCGUAGGCAGUAGGUCCAAGUACAGCGGCGAAUACAAGCGAGAACAUGGAAAAAGACAUAUAGUCGUGUGUGGCCACAUCACCUACGAAUCAGUCUCACACUUCCUCAAGGACUUCUUGCACGAGGAUCGCGAGGACGUCGACGUGGAAGUUGUCUUCUUGCAUAGGAAACCACCAGAUCUCGAGUUGGAAGGACUCUUCAAACGGCACUUCACCACCGUGGAGUUCUUUCAGGGGACCAUCAUGAACCCCAUUGAUCUGCAACGGGUCAAGGUCCACGAGGCAGACGCGUGUUUAGUACUAGCAAACAAGUACUGUCAGGAUCCAGACGCGGAAGACGCGGCAAACAUCAUGCGUGUCAUCUCUAUCAAGAAUUAUUCCGAUGACAUUCGCGUUAUCAUUCAGUUAAUGCAAUAUCACAACAAGGCCUACUUAUUAAACAUUCCAUCAUGGGACUGGAAACAGGGCGACGACGUAAUCUGCCUAGCCGAAUUGAAGCUGGGUUUCAUCGCACAGUCCUGUCUUGCACCGGGUUUCAGCACGAUGAUGGCCAAUCUCUUUGCUAUGCGUUCCUUUAAGACGUCGCCGGAUACUCAGGCGUGGCAGAAUGAUUACCUGCAGGGCACGGGCUGCGAGAUGUACACGGAAACCCUCUCCCCGUCCUUUACCGGGAUGACAUUCCCCCAAGCCAGCGAGUUAUGCUUCACGAAGUUGAAGUUGUUGCUGCUGGCAAUCGAGAUAAAGGGUGAAGGAGGCUGCGAUAGUAAGAUUUCAAUUAAUCCACGCGGUGCCAAAAUCGUUGCGAAUACUCAGGGAUUCUUCAUUGCUCAAUCUGCUGACGAAGUGAAACGGGCGUGGUUCUAUUGCAAAGCAUGUCACGAGGAUAUUAAAGACGAAACUCUUAUCAAGAAAUGCAAGUGCAAAAAUUUGGGGCAGCAGCAGCGCUACUGGGGCCGGGAUUUAGUGGCCACAUUCCGGAAAGGCGUGCGAGCUGUUCAAAUUGUUGGAAGAGCAAGUGAAGACUUCUCGUAUCCAAACGACCACCAUCCUCCCCCCACAUUCACUCCGCCAGAACUGCCCAAGAUGGUUCACGUAAGAGGUGAGAUUAGUCGUGACCGAGAUGACCCGAACGCGAUGAGAAAUCACCGGAAUUCCGUUGGAAUGACUAUGAUGAAUUCAACGAAACAGGUGAACAAGGUGAAACCGAAUGUGAAUCGAACGACGAACGAUAGUUUAUCCAGUCCAAAUCAACCGUACAAUCAGAGAUCGCAAGAGGAGUCCACAUACCCUGGCUACCAUCUCGCCUACGAAGUCAAAAAACUCAUGCCAACAAGCAGAGCCUCGGGCGGCACGAACGUGAAUAAUAAUGGCGGUCUUCAAGUCGGAAUUGCCGACGAUCAAGCGAAGGACUUUGAUUUUGAAAAGACCGAAAUGAAGUACGAUUCAACGGGUAUGUUCCAUUGGAGUCCAUCCCGCAACCUUGAAGACUGCAUACUGGAUCGUAAUCAGGCGGCUAUGACGGUUCUCAAUGGACACGUGGUUGUCUGCCUAUUCGCUGAUCCUGACUCACCUCUCAUCGGACUGAGAAACCUUGUCAUGCCAUUACGAGCUUCCAAUUUUCAUUACCACGAGCUUAAACACGUAGUGAUAGUUGGGUCUGUGGAUUACAUCCGCCGUGAAUGGAAGAUGUUGCAGAAUCUACCGAAAAUAUCGGUGUUGAACGGUUCACCAUUAAGCAGAGCAGAUUUACGUGCCGUUAACGUAAAUUUGUGCGACAUGUGUUGUAUCCUGUCGGCUAAAGUGCCUAGCAACGAUGACCCUACCCUCGCCGACAAGGAAGCCAUCCUCGCGUCCCUUAAUAUCAAGGCUAUGACAUUUGACGACACCAUUGGAGUGCUCAGCCAAGCAAAUAAUGAGCAAGGUAAUUUGACCGCAGUUGGCAGCCCAAUCGUUUUGCAGCGACGAGGAUCCGUGUACGGAGCAAACGUGCCAAUGAUAACAGAACUCGUAAACGAUAGCAACGUGCAGUUCCUUGACCAAGACGACGACGAUGAUCCGGACACAGAACUGUAUCUAACUCAACCGUUUGCUUGCGGUACUGCCUUUGCCGUCAGUGUAUUAGAUUCAUUAAUGUCGACGACGUAUUUCAACCAGAACGCGCUGACUUUAAUCCGAUCUCUCAUCACUGGUGGAGCAACACCCGAGUUAGAAUUAAUUCUCGCUGAAGGAGCAGGUUUAAGAGGCGGUUACAGUACACCCGAUAGUCUAGCCAAUAGAGAUCGAUGUCGUGUUGGUCAAAUCGCGUUAUACGAUGGGCCAUUAGCCCAGUAUGGCGAAGGAGGCAAGUACGGUGACCUCUUUGUCGCAGCAUUAAAGUCGUAUGGAAUGCUGUGUAUUGGUCUAUACAGGUACAGGUUUCGAGAUACCAGCUCAUCGUGCGAUGCUUCGUCUAAGCGAUAUGUCAUUACAAACCCUCCGGAUGAUUUCACAUUAUUGCCUACAGAUCAGGUUUUCGUGCUGAUGCAAUUCGAUCCAGGUCUGGAAUACAAGCCGAGCAGGGGAGCUCGGGGAAAGGAUGACGCCUCCUGACUGUUGCUGUG
This is a messenger RNA of Habropoda laboriosa, 2804 nucleotides long. It is a transcript of the gene slo, whose product is annotated as calcium-activated potassium channel slowpoke-like. Gene Ontology annotation, biological process: potassium ion transport. Gene Ontology annotation, molecular function: large conductance calcium-activated potassium channel activity. Gene Ontology annotation, cellular component: postsynaptic membrane. The transcript has 24 exons. The annotation marks the transcript as partial. NCBI's taxonomy places the organism in Eukaryota, Metazoa, Arthropoda, Insecta, Hymenoptera, Apidae. The record is from RefSeq and is a predicted model, not a curated record.